AUGGGUUCCACCUCUGACGAAAAGAUCCUAGAUGCCCUCAUUGUGGGCGCAGGGUUUGGUGGAGUCUACCAACUCAAAAAGCUUCGUGAGAAUGGGUUCAACGUCAAGCUCGUCGAUUGUGCCACAGACUUCGGUGGAGUCUGGUACUGGAAUCGAUAUCCCGGGGCUCGAGUUGACAGUACAGUGCCUCAUUACGAAUUCUCUGAUCCAGACCUCUGGCAAAACUGGUCCUGGAAGCAACGGUUUCCUGGCAGUCAGGAACUUCGAGACUACUUCAGUUUUGUGGCAGAUAAAUGGGAUUUAAGGAAGGAUACCGAAUUCAACACGUUCAUCUCGGAAGCAGUCUUUGAUGAACAGAGUAACCUUUGGCAUAUCGCUAGCUCUUGUGGAAAAAAGUUUGUGGCGAGAUAUUUCUUGCUAAACACUGGUUUCUCUGCAAAACGCCAUAUCCCAAAUUGGAAAGGGAUUGAAAGAUUCCGGGGUACGUGGGUUCACCCUUCAUACUGGCCCAAGGAAGAGCCGGAUCUCAGAGGCAAAAAAGUUGCUGUCAUUGGCACUGGGUCAACUGGAGUGCAGCUUGCACAGGAACUCAGUAAGGUUGCAGGUCACUUCGUUCUGUUUCAACGGACGCCGAACCUGGCUUUGCCCAUGGGACAGAUUAAUUUCAAAGUGGGAGAGCAGGCUAUCCCUAGAGAAGAUUAUCCUGAUCUUUUCAAUGGUCGUCGUAAUAGCUACGGUGGAUUCAACUUCAAUUUCACACCGCGAUCCACUUUUGACGAUUCACCAGAAAAGCGAAAGGAAACAUACGAAGAGCUCUGGAAGCACGGAGAUUUCCAUUUUUGGCUUGCGUCAUACCAAGAUAUGCUUUUCACCAAAGAGGCAAACAAAGAGGCAUAUCAAUUCUGGAAAUCAAAGGUCAGGCCACGAAUCCACGAUCCUCGUCUUCGCGACAUACUUGCACCCGAGAUUCAGCCCCACGGCUUUGGCUCCAAACGUAUCUCUCUAGAGAAUGGAUUUUACGAGAUUUUCAACCAAUCCAAUACGUCACUGGUGGACAUAAAAUCCACGCCAAUCGUCGAGGUCACGGAACGCGGAAUCAAAACCACAGAGAAGGAGUGGGAAUUUGAUUACGUCAUUUGUGCGACUGGCUUUGACGCAGUCACUGGUGGUCUCUUGCAAAUGGAUAUCAGGGGAAGGGAUGGUCUGCGCCUGACCGACAAGUGGAAGAAUGGCACGAAAACAUACCUUGGUAUGGCUGUCACAGGGUUCCCAAAUAUGUUCUUUACGUAUGGGCCUCAGGCACCUACUGCGCUGUGUAAUGGGCCGACUUGUGCGGAGUAUCAAGGUGACUUUGUCGUUGGGGCUAUGGAAUAUAUGCGAAAGACAGGUCAAAGGCGCAUCGAGGCUGGGGCUGAAGCGGAACAGCUGUGGGGUGAGGAUGUUCGCAAGUUUGCUUACUCUUCAUUGCUACCUGAAACUGACUCGGUGAGCUUGCCCCUUUUUCUCAUCAUUGAAUUUUUCUCACUAAUGCUGCUACAGUGGUAUAUGGGAUCCAAUAUCCCGGGGAAGGUGCGGGAACCUCUCAUCUAUUUAGGCGGCGUGCCAAACUACUACAAGAGCCUUGAUGCAUGUUUGAAAGGUGGUUUUGCUGAGUUCCAGCAAAUUUAG
This is a messenger RNA of Penicillium longicatenatum, 1668 nucleotides long. RefSeq names its product flavin-containing monooxygenase. The transcript has a single exon. The record is from RefSeq and is a predicted model, not a curated record. Bases 1 to 1668 code for a protein of 555 amino acids. NCBI's taxonomy places the organism in Eukaryota, Fungi, Ascomycota, Eurotiomycetes, Eurotiales, Aspergillaceae. Gene Ontology annotation, molecular function: NADP binding; flavin adenine dinucleotide binding; N,N-dimethylaniline monooxygenase activity.